This is a messenger RNA of Sorghum bicolor (sorghum), 863 nucleotides long. RefSeq names its product organelle RRM domain-containing protein 2, mitochondrial. The transcript is spliced from 4 exons. Lineage: Eukaryota; Viridiplantae; Streptophyta; Magnoliopsida; Poales; Poaceae. Gene Ontology annotation, molecular function: RNA binding. The record is from RefSeq and is a predicted model, not a curated record. Bases 54 to 476 code for a protein of 140 amino acids.
AUCCCUAGUUCCACCACCAGGCUCUCAGCACCAAAAUUCCGGCGGCUGCGGCGAUGGCGGCGGCUGUGGCGAGGUCAGGGUUCCGGCGCAUGUUCUCUGUCUCCGCCUUCGCACCGCCGAAGGCGCCCGCCCCGCGCCCCCAGGCCGACCCCUCCCCCAACCUCUUCGUCUCCGGAUUAAGCAAGCGUACCACAACUGAAGGACUUAGAGACGCCUUUGCGAAGUUCGGUGAAGUUGUGCAUGCUCGAGUUGUGACCGACCGUGUCAGUGGGUUUUCGAAGGGAUUUGGCUUUGUAAGGUAUGCUACAACUGAAGAGGCAACUAAAGGAAUAGAAGGAAUGGAUGGAAAGUUCCUUGAUGGAUGGGUUAUUUUCGCGGAAUAUGCUAGACCCAGAGCACCGCCGGAGCAAGCAGAGAUGAAUUCGCCGCCACAGCAAUCAUGGGGUGCUUCACCAGGAUCUUGGGGUUCACAGUAGAUGAAGUAAUAUCAUGAGAGCCCCUAUCCAGCCUGGGGCUCAGGGCUCACAGCAGGUUGAGAGGCUGACAAUUCAGCAUCUAAUUCAUAGAUAUAUUGUGAGUGGUGUCCCAGGUGUGAAUGCCCUUACCGUUCCAAUAUUCCUACCGUGUUUGGGUGGUCGUUUGCUCGCGUCCAUGUGUUCCACAUGAAGUGGUAGUUGUAGUAGUAGAUCUGGAUACGGACCAAAACAAAUAGCAUUACUGUCAAUCUGCAACAGUCGAGAAAACAGUCGAAAACCUUUGCGAAUAACGCCAGUUGUUGUGCUUGUGGAGAUGUCGUUGUGGUUGAAUUGUCAUCGCUCUUCUCAGCUUGCGGCAUGUGCAUAUGCCGUGUCUAUGCUGGAUAA